AUGAGAGGGCUGAGAGUUUCAGAAGCUCUUGGCUCAGGGUUCAGCUGCAAUGGAAAUAAUGUUGCUUAUCUCACGGGAAGCUCGACGCCAUUGAAUGGUUAUGGACUAGAUAAGAAGGAACUCUUUAAGAUUCCAUUUCAAGCAAGGCCAGGACCCUCCAUCUCAACAUCUUAUACUUCAUCAAUGGGUUUUACAAUCCAGAGUGCUAUACUUCCAAGAGCUUAUCCGCACCUUCUAUUCAAAGGAAUUUUAACCUAUGGAUGGCCUGGUGGAUAUUGGUUUUUUCAUGGGAUUUUAGACAAGAUAAAACUUGCAAUGGGUUUUAAAGCAACUCAAGCAGUGGCUCUUCUUGCAUUGGGACAUGAUGAGAGUGAUGGCAAGAUCAUGUUAGAGAAGGGCACCAACAAAAUCAGCUUUAUCCCACCUCGUGAUCCCCUUCUCCCACGAAAAAUCAAAGUCUUUCAAAAGCUCACUCAGAAACUUGGAGGAGUUCUCUUCAUGUCAAAAUACCGGAGCACAGCAGUCCAUCUUUUAGGUGGGUGCAAUGCAUCAUCAUCAGGUCCUUCACAUGGUGUUUGCAACCCCAAAGGGCAGGUUUUCGACCCUCUGGCCACGGUGCAUCCAGGCCUCUACGUGUGUGAUGCUUCUUUGAUCCCAUGUUCCAUUGGCAUCAACCCAUCUUUUACUAUUGCCACUGCAGCUGAGCACAUAAGUAGGCACCUUGUGCAGGAUGUUUUGGAGUACAAGAUCAGGAGAGAAGGUACUAAUUAUCUUGGAGGUGUUCAAGAUCCAGAUUCCUUCACUGAGAAGACUAAGACUAUAGAUAAUGGCCGGAGAUCGGUUGUCACGUUUAAAGAAACCAUGAGAGGUCAUGUUGGGGGCAUGCCAUGCACAGCUUUUCUCAAAAUGAAGAUGAACCCUCAUGGUGAGGACCAGAAGGACUCUGAUAUUGAAUGGAACUUGGGUACUAAUAUUCAUGGGAACUCUCAUCCCCUUCUAAGAGGGAAAGUUGGAGGGCAUGUAGAAUUUAGAGGCUUUGAGAAGGAUAAUUUACAUAUCAUAGACGGGGAUGUAAAUUUGUGUGAAGUAGAUUCCAGAACUCCGUACACACACUAUAUGCGUUAUCAUCUUCAUCUUGUGGCAUCUACCGGUUCAAGAUAUAUUCUAGAGGGGAGAAAGAUAAUGAAUCCUUAUCUCCUUGCAUCAUAUGCAUGGAGGGAAGCUACCACACUGCAUGUGACAUUUGAAAAAGUUGCCGAGAAAAGCUCAAAGGAUCAAGAUCAUGACAAGGUGAUUUUAAAAGGGGAGCUUAGUAUUUCCAUGAUGGAGCUUCUUAAGAGCCUCGUCAGCUUUGAAGGAAACAAGAAAGGAAAGUUCUUAAGCCUCCUCUUAGGGACUCUCUUCAGAACCUAUUUGUUGCAGGUACCUCGAGGGAGCCAAGAGCACUUUAAUCUGUCAGAUUGUGAGCAGAAAUAUUCUUAUCCAAGCAGCACUCUUCACGAUAUAAAAACAGAAGAUGGAGUGGUUAUCAGUUGCAGGCAAUGGAAGUGCCAGCAAAGUUUGUCAAAACUUAGAGGAUCACAUGAACAACGAAACCCAAUUCUCCUUGUUAAUGGAUAUGCUGUUGAGAGUUACUGGCUGCCAACAGAGCCAAAUGACUUGGUCAGAACUUUGAUUGAAGAAGGGCAUGAAACAUGGCUGUUACAAUCAAGGCUGCAUGUUCUGAAUCCUUCGAACACUUUUACCCUUGAAGAUGUUGGAAGAUUUGAUAUCCCUGUUGCCAUUAAUAAGAUGCUUGAAUUGCUCGGACCAAACGUAAAGGUGCAUGUAGUUGCACACUGUGUUGGAGGCUUAGCCAUACACAUAGCUCUCAUGGGAGGUCAUGUCUCUGCUAGCCAUAUAGCUUCUCUGUCUUGCACCAACUCUUCCAUGUUCUUCAAGCUUAAUGCUUUGUCCACUGUCAAAAUGCGGCUUCCUCUGCUCCCAAUAUCAAUGUUGAUACUUGGAAAUAACAAGACACUUCCUCUUGUGGAAACAUCAACAUCACCACCAGUGAGCUCACGGCAUAGGCUCCUGAAACUGAUAGCCCACCUGAUACCGCGGUACGAGAGAUGCAGCUGCAGUGAAUGUGAGGUUGUCUCCGGCAUAUUUGGGAACGCAUUCUGGCACGAAAACAUAAGUCCAACAGUGCACCAGUGGUUGAACAAGGAAAGCUCAACAAGGCUUCCAAUGGCAGCAUUUCCUCACCUCAGAAAGAUAUGCAACUCAGGUUUUAUAGUUGACAGCAAUGGCAGCAACUCCUAUUUGAUCCACCCACAAAGAAUGGCUCUCCCAACACUCUAUAUAUCUGGCGGGCGGCCUCUCCUUGUGACACCUCAGACUUCUUUUCUUGCUCAUAAAUACAUGAAGCUGCACCAGCCAGGGUUUAGGCAUGAGAGGGUUGUUGUGGAGGGUUUUGGGCAUUCGGAUUUGUUGAUUGGAGAAGAGUCCUGCGAGAAGGUGUUUCCUCACAUUUUGUCUCAUAUAAGAUCGGCUAAUGGUGAUGAGCAGCAAGGAAGAAAUGUUCAUAUCAAUGUUGCUGAGGGGAAGAAGGUCUUCUCUGAUUCAGAAGCUGAUCAAUAUCAAUAUGAAGAAGGAUUUGGAAUAAUUACCUGGUUCUCUCCUUUUGUUGUUCUUCUGCUGGCUUUUUUGUUGGUUUCUCAGUUGGCUCGAUUGUUUUUAUAA
Prunus avium (sweet cherry) is the source of this 2724-nucleotide messenger RNA. RefSeq lists its product as uncharacterized. The record is from RefSeq and is a predicted model, not a curated record. Gene Ontology annotation, molecular function: flavin adenine dinucleotide binding; oxidoreductase activity, acting on CH-OH group of donors. Lineage: Eukaryota; Viridiplantae; Streptophyta; Magnoliopsida; Rosales; Rosaceae.